Messenger RNA from Merops nubicus (carmine bee-eater), 1296 nucleotides. It is a transcript of the gene PSMC1, whose product is annotated as proteasome (prosome, macropain) 26S subunit, ATPase, 1. The transcript is spliced from 11 exons. Gene Ontology annotation, cellular component: proteasome regulatory particle, base subcomplex. The record is from RefSeq and is a predicted model, not a curated record. The annotation marks the transcript as partial. Lineage: Eukaryota; Metazoa; Chordata; Aves; Coraciiformes; Meropidae. Gene Ontology annotation, molecular function: ATP hydrolysis activity; ATP binding; proteasome-activating activity. Gene Ontology annotation, biological process: proteasome-mediated ubiquitin-dependent protein catabolic process.
GGUCAAAGUCAGAGUGGUGGACAUGGUCCUGGAGGGGGCAAGAAGGAUGACAAGGAUAAGAAGAAGAAAUAUGAACCUCCAGUUCCAACCAGAGUGGGAAAGAAGAAGAAGAAAACAAAGGGACCAGAUGCUGCCAGCAAACUGCCCCUGGUGACUCCUCACACACAGUGCAGGCUGAAAUUGUUGAAAUUGGAGAGAAUUAAAGAUUACCUCUUAAUGGAGGAAGAAUUUAUCAGAAAUCAAGAACAGAUGAAACCUUUGGAAGAAAAACAAGAGGAAGAAAGAUCAAAGGUGGAUGAUCUGAGGGGAACACCGAUGUCAGUGGGUACCUUGGAGGAGAUCAUUGAUGACAACCAUGCUAUCGUGUCCACGUCAGUAGGGUCGGAACACUAUGUCAGUAUUCUGUCUUUUGUGGACAAGGACCUGCUGGAGCCAGGCUGCUCUGUAUUGCUAAAUCAUAAGGUUCAUGCUGUGAUAGGAGUCCUGAUGGAUGACACAGACCCUUUAGUUACUGUGAUGAAAGUGGAGAAAGCUCCUCAAGAAACAUACGCUGACAUUGGUGGCCUUGACAACCAGAUUCAAGAAAUCAAGGAAUCUGUGGAGCUUCCUCUCACCCAUCCUGAAUACUAUGAAGAGAUGGGUAUAAAGCCACCCAAAGGGGUCAUUCUGUAUGGCCCACCUGGCACAGGUAAAACUUUACUAGCCAAAGCCGUGGCAAACCAGACGUCGGCAACCUUCCUGAGAGUGGUGGGGUCAGAACUCAUCCAGAAGUACCUGGGGGACGGCCCGAAGCUGGUGCGCGAGCUGUUCCGCGUGGCCGAGGAGCACGCGCCCUCCAUCGUCUUCAUCGACGAGAUCGACGCCAUCGGCACCAAGAGGUACGACUCAAAUUCUGGUGGCGAGAGGGAGAUCCAGCGUACGAUGCUGGAGCUGCUGAACGCUGGUGAAAAGAAUGCCAGUUUCUGGUUUGUCUUUAUUCACCAUGCUGUCUGUGUUGGUGUGCCUGGACGUAUCGAUAGGAAAAUAGAGUUCCCUCUACCUGAUGAAAAGACCAAGAAAAGAAUAUUUCAGAUUCACACAAGCAGAAUGACAUUGGCAGAUGAUGUGACUCUGGAUGAGCUCAUUAUGGCAAAAGAUGAUCUCAGUGGGGCAGAUAUUAAGGCAAUUUGUACAGAAGCUGGACUGAUGGCACUGAGGGAACGGCGCAUGAAAGUAACAAAUGAAGACUUCAAAAAGUCUAAAGAGAACGUUCUCUAUAAGAAGCAGGAGGGAACCCCUGAGGGACUGUAUCUUUAA